GCAGUUCGCAGGCCGGCGCUGGGGAGGCCCUGGAGGAAGAUCCGCUCGCUGCCGCCUCCCGCCGGGGCUGACUCACCGAGCCCGGCAGACAGCGGCUGGCUCCGGGAGUCCAUGUCUGCGUGCGUGUGACUCCGCCGCUGUUCGACUCCCACCAAACCACGGGAUCAGCCACAAACUUAACCAACAUCCCCAUCCCGAGUUCUCAGAUGUGGAGAGCUGUUUCCCUGUAUGUCAUCAAUGUGGAUUUUUUUUUAAUAUCAGCUUUUCUUUGAAAAGCUGAAUUUUUGGAACUGAGCAUUCUGCCAGAACUUACUGAGAGACCAUGACAAGUAUUUGUACCCGGCCCUUCUCCAACUACCGAAGCUGAUUCUCAAGGCUACUUUAAAAAAAAAAUCGGCAGCGGACAUUUAUGGAUUUCUGUUGUGUUUAAAUUCUCUACAGAUUGUCUUGUAAAUAUUUUAUGAAGUAGAGCAUAUGUAUAUAUAUUUAUAUGUGUGUGUGUAUAUAUGCACAUACAUUAGUAGCGCGACCUUUGGAAGUCGCAGCUCUUGCAGCGGAGGACGGAGGCCAGUUUUGCAUGAUAAAAGCGGCGAUGUUUAUGGAAGACGAUCCUGUAUUUUCUGUUGUGUUGGGACGUUAGACAAAACUCACCUGGGAAAACUGAGAGGUGGUUAACUACUGGAACUUCCAAACUGUGCGGUUGCCGUCCUUUUUCUCUCCGCAGACAUGUUGUAGGGCGUGUGUGGGGAUUUUGCCCCCUGAAACUUUUGUGACAGCCAAAGACUGAGCUGAAAUUCUCAAAGCAAGACUCGGACGAAGACCGUCCAGUCCCCCUUGGCAUUUGGCUUUGGAUUCUGGUCGCCCACUUUGAAAGCGCUCAGCCGCGGGAUGCCGGGAGCCCUGCCCGCCCGGGUCUGAGGCGCCUGGGCAAAACCAGAACUUGCCCCUCCUGGACAGUUCUUAACUUAAGUCAGCCCCCGCCCACCGCCCUUGCGGCAGUCCAGGCCCCUGAACUUGUAUGUUGGUCUCCCGGGAGCUGCUGGCUGAAGAUCCGCGCCCCCGCCGCCCUCUGCUAGGAGCCGUUUGCAGGGUCCUCACUCAAUCGGCUUGUUGUGAUGCGUAUCCCCGUAGAUGCCAGCACGAGCCGCCGCUUCACGCCGCCGUCCACCGCGCUGAGCCCGGGCAAGAUGAGCGAGGCGCUGCCGCUGGGCGCCCCGGACGCCGGCGCCGCCCUGGCCGGCAAGCUGAGGAGCGGCGACCGCAGCAUGGUGGAGGUGCUGGCCGACCACCCGGGCGAGCUGGUGCGCACCGACAGCCCCAACUUCCUCUGCUCCGUGCUGCCCACGCACUGGCGCUGCAACAAGACCCUGCCCAUCGCUNNNNAGGUGGUGGCUCUCGGGGACGUUCCAGACGGAACGCUGGUCACCGUGAUGGCCGGCAAUGACGAGAACUACUCAGCCGAACUGAGAAACGCCACCGCGGCCAUGAAGAACCAAGUCGCGAGAUUCAAUGACCUCAGGUUUGUCGGCCGGAGUGGAAGAGGGAAGAGCUUCACGCUGACGAUCACCGUCUUCACCAACCCGCCGCAGGUCGCCACUUACCACCGCGCCAUCAAGAUCACCGUGGAUGGGCCCCGGGAACCCCGAAACACCAGGCAGAUCCAGCCCUCCCCGCCCUGGUCCUACGACCAGUCCUACCAGUACCUGGGCUCGAUCGCCUCUCCCUCCGUGCACCCAGCGACGCCCAUCUCACCGGGCCGGGCCAGCGGCAUGACAACCCUCUCCGCGGAGAUUUCCAGCCGGCUCUCAAGUAAGCGGCCCGGAGACACCCUCUGAAAGCGAGGGAGGUUGCGGAGUGGGAGGUCGCGGAGUGGGAGGUCGCAGAGUGGAAGGUCGCGGAGUGGGAGGUCGCGGGACCGGAGGAGAUGCGUGGAGCGGGUGGCGUCACUUUUCAUGGGCUCGGAUGUGGUUUAAAGACGGGGCUGUCCAGACAGUUGGGGUUUCUUGGGGUUCACCAGGUGCUUUAGCCUCUUCUCAGAGCUUCUCAACGGGGGCACCAAUGGCCUUGGGGGCCAGGCAGCUCUUGGCUGGGCGGCCGUCCGUGAAAUGCAGGUGCUUAGCAGCGCCUCUGGCCUCUGGGUUCCAGUAGCCCCUGCCUCUCCAUGGGGACAACCACAGAGUGUCCCCGGACAUGGCCGGAUGUCCCCACACCACCCCCAGGUGAGAACAGGGCCUCCGCGUUCCUCAGG
Myotis davidii is the source of this 2248-nucleotide messenger RNA. It is a transcript of the gene RUNX1, whose product is annotated as runt related transcription factor 1. Gene Ontology annotation, biological process: regulation of transcription by RNA polymerase II; regulation of cell differentiation; neuron differentiation. Gene Ontology annotation, cellular component: nucleus. NCBI's taxonomy places the organism in Eukaryota, Metazoa, Chordata, Mammalia, Chiroptera, Vespertilionidae. The record is from RefSeq and is a predicted model, not a curated record. Bases 1116 to 1835 code for a protein of 239 amino acids. The transcript has 4 exons. Gene Ontology annotation, molecular function: ATP binding; DNA-binding transcription factor activity, RNA polymerase II-specific; RNA polymerase II cis-regulatory region sequence-specific DNA binding.